Kockovaella imperatae is the source of this 2190-nucleotide messenger RNA. RefSeq lists its product as hypothetical. The transcript has 2 exons. NCBI's taxonomy places the organism in Eukaryota, Fungi, Basidiomycota, Tremellomycetes, Tremellales, Cuniculitremaceae. The record is from RefSeq and is a predicted model, not a curated record. Bases 1 to 2190 code for a protein of 729 amino acids.
AUGUCCGGACCAAAGCGACGAUACUUGCCUGGGUCGAGCAGAGAUCGACCCAUCGUUAUCCAUUCAUCCUCAGACACAGAAGACGACGGGCCCAUAUCCGUGACGGCGAACAGGUUGGUGGGGCCUACGACCUCCACGGAACCGGUUUUCUCGAACCUGGAUACGUUAGAAGAGGAAGACUCGGACGAAGAAUCCGACGACUGGGCCAGCGCAGUGUCCUCUAUACGCUCACGCUCCGCUACACCUACGCCUAGAUCCGUUCCUCUUCGUCUGAGAGGGAGGUCUGUGGAUGAGGGUGUAGUCCCUACCUCAAGCGCUCACUUGAGCUCGUCGAAUGAUACUCCUUCCAUGACCACCGCUUCGUCCGAGGCCCAGAACCUGGGAGAUUGGAUGAUUGAAUCCUCAAUAUGGGGAGGUAUCAUCGUCGGAUCAGAACUGCCCAAUAUCUUUGGGUUCUCAUCGGUUCCUGUGCCUUCUUUACGCUGGUCAGAAGAUCCCGCGGAAGGGUCUAUGCAAGAAGAUCUGCCUCUGGAAGAUGAACUUACAGAGAUUGGUUCACUCGUGGGCCUUACACCCUCUAAGAACCUUCGUGAAGGAUCAGCAGAGACUUCAAGACCGCCGACUCCUCCACUCGAUAUUGACAGAAUGGACUUGGAUGCCGACGACCAAGACGGAGAAGCGGAGAUGGAGAUUUUACCCAUUUCUUCACAGCCUUCACCGAGGAUUCAUGUACAGCACAUCGCUGCUGGAGCCAGCAUUGAUGCUGCUGGCCAGACUCCGAAAUCCUCUAGACCGCCUACGCCAGAUCUUAAGAUGAACGAGACGGACGACACGGAGAUGGAAUCUCGACCACCUACACCGCCGCUUUCGGACGAGUUCACUCAAGUGUUCGAGCCGAUCGACACUGGCUCCAUGGUCCGCUCAUCCUCUGUGAGCACUCCAGAGUCAUCCGCGACGUUGAAGCGCGCAUCACCCAUCUCGACCGAAGAGGAAAUCGCCAGGCCUAGCAAACGAAGUCUCAUGAGUCCGACGCCAGCAAUCAUUACAGUCCAGUCGAAGCUGUGCCGCUCGGCAGACUCAUCAUCACAGAAUCCGCCUAUCCGGUCUCUGUUGACAGAGCCAUCGAGAGCGCUUGAGGAGUUGAACGUCAAUGCCGAUAACAUAUCUCCCUCUGGUCUCCCCCUAUCUACAAAAUUUCCGAAGAUACCCUCGUCCCCUGCCGAAUCUACCAUCGACCUAGGCUUCGUACCCGAUUUGCAUAGUUCGCCUCAGUCCUUGGAUAUUAUCCAAGUGCUAAGUAGCGACAGAGUAAUAGCUUGGCAGAGCCCGCUGCUUGCUCUCGGUUCGCCAAGGGUGCCGGACACUGAGAAGACUCUCGCCGAACCUUCCACAAGAGAUAGGCCAAGUUCGCCUGCCAAAUCUCACAAUGAGCACGGGCACAACUCGCGAAUGGAGCAAAGCAUGGCCCAGUGGCUCAUUCAUGAGCUGUGCGAUGCGACAUCGAAGUGCUUGGCGCACUGGCAGAUUGUCUUUGUAUCGAGAAACACUCCCUCGGCGGGGAAUCUUUCGAGAACAGCAGAAGCGAUGGGUGCAAGCAUUUUAGAUCUUGACAGCCCUAUACUCCGCCGGCCGUUUCAUCACAGACCUUCGGACUCACCUUUGACAAAGCUCGACUUUGGACGCGAACGGUUGAUUGUUUUUCCUCCGGGCCCACGGGAUACGGACUACGACGUGUUCGCAAAGCAUGUUGACGCCCAACAUGUGGAUGAAGUGGAGGUCUUGGAAAUGAUCAGCGGAGCUCGGAGGCGAGAACGAGCGGAGACAGCUAGAAAGGCUGCGGUGGUAGCAACUGCACGACUGAAGGCGCAGAUGAGAUUGCAGCAGAUGGGCGUGACGUCAAAAUCGCUUCCCAGCCCAUCAGCUUCAGCCGAUCAAUCUGGGCUUGCCCCACUAGUCCCUUCAACAGCCGAUCUUCCCGCGAAGACUGUAUUGGGACAAGGAGUCUCCCGGACGCGAGGCUCGCCAACGCUCUUGGAUCGAAUGAACAGCUCGCCACCCUCACCAUUGAUCCCGGUUCCUAUCGAGAGCGCCACGCCCUCCAACCCAAAGUCUCGGCCGGGCGUCACCUUGCCACAAACUUCUGGCCUUCCAUUCGCGCGGUCUCUGGUUGAAAGGAUCGUAAAGGAGUAG